AUGGAUGAGCUUAUGGCUGGACUCGAAACUAAGGCAGCAAAAGUUGUGAUGCCUAAUGUGAAUUUUCUCAAUCAGCUAAAAAUUUUCGAAAAAUGUCAUUAUAAGACGGAUUCUAUAACAUUGUCGAAAUGCGUUGAGGCUAUAAAUAUUCCUAAUCAAGUCGGAUGCUAUAUUAAUUGCCUCGAAUAUCCUGUUUUUUCUAAAAAUGAAAGUCGUAUUGAAGAGGGUAUUUAUCGCUGUCGAAAGUGUAGACAAGCAUUGUUCUUUAAUCAGCAUAUUGUGAAACACGCCAGUCUAAAUGAGCAGAAAGAUUCUUUGGGUGAAAAAAAUUCAGCGUGCAAAUUGCGAUAUAUCGUGGAACCACUAAAAUGGAUGGCUUUGGAUGCAGUCAGUGGAAAUAUUCGGUGUUAUAAAUGUGGGGAAAAACUUGGUGAUUUUAAUUGGGCUGGCAAAUUUUGUAAUAUCACAUAUGAACAUGGAUGCGGUGCAUUUGUUGUACCGUGGGUCUUUAUCAAUGAGAAAAAAGUAGAUCUGUGCACGGUUUCAUCUAACAGUAAUAUUAUAUUGCCGAUUAUUCCUGUAUGCAGUGAUUCAAACGAAAGAUAUAACAGUCCAGAAGAUUCGCGAAGUUCACAUGCUACAUCAACAGAUGCCAUAAAACUUCAGUUCAUCACGCUUUAUGCUUGGGCAAUUUGGAAGCAUUGGGCUCUCGGGUGGUUUACAAAAAUCCUUCAUGCUGUUGAGUAUGUUGUACAUCUAAAACUGCGGAGCCCAACUAAUGUGCCAGUUUUUAUCGACCAACGUAGAUUUCUUGGUUCUCUUCAACAAGACGUUGUUGUCAUGCGUUAG
Dracunculus medinensis (Guinea worm) is the source of this 849-nucleotide messenger RNA. NCBI's taxonomy places the organism in Eukaryota, Metazoa, Nematoda, Chromadorea, Rhabditida, Dracunculidae. The record is from the annotation of a GenBank genome assembly.